AUGGGCGCCAAAGUUAUGACUUCAACAUUUGUAUGGAUCCACAGACAUCAGUUCAGACAUGUAGAAGCACAACAAUCAGAAUCACCUCCAUGCUACCACUUGCUACAGCCAGCCCUAAAACGCAAAAAGCGCAAGGAAUCAGAGAAGAGAAGAAGAGUUAAUGCUGUGAAAGCAAGAAAUGGUAAGGAUUACCUGAGAAUCAAGCUUCUGACUUUCACUUCUGCUUCGUCUUCGCCUCUGUUAUUCACAACAAACGCCAAAGCAACUCUCGGCUUCGCAGGAGCGGCUUGGUUUCUAGGCGAAGAACGUCUAGUGUUGGUACUUUGUGAGAUUAGGUAUAGCUUAUCUGUUAGAUCCAAAAAAGGACCGGACCAUACUCCCUCUUGGCCCGUUGUAGUUUUUGUUAUAUCCAAGCUGCUGAUUAUUGGUGACAUAUGGACUGGGCUCAAUUGUACUUGGUUUUUGGGAAUCAAGUUCAGCAACAACAACAAAAAGUUGCUUGUGGAUAUUGCUGGAAUGGGCCUUUGCACCAACCUUUGCUUUGCAGCACCCUGGAUCUAG
Messenger RNA from Vicia faba (fava bean), 561 nucleotides. The record is from the annotation of a GenBank genome assembly. NCBI's taxonomy places the organism in Eukaryota, Viridiplantae, Streptophyta, Magnoliopsida, Fabales, Fabaceae.